Alternaria postmessia is the source of this 861-nucleotide messenger RNA. RefSeq lists its product as uncharacterized. The record is from RefSeq and is a predicted model, not a curated record. The coding region runs from base 1 to 861 and encodes 286 amino acids. The transcript has 2 exons. Lineage: Eukaryota; Fungi; Ascomycota; Dothideomycetes; Pleosporales; Pleosporaceae.
AUGAGCUCUAUUCCUCCAGGCGAGCGCAAUAAGAACGCAGCUACGAUUCUACGUCUACUCACCGAGUGUCGCGACAAGAUUUCCGAUGACUGUCCUGAGCCGACACUUAAACUUCCAGACUCAACUAUUCGCGAUUAUGUCAGGAACAUUGAGAACCCUGUAUGCGCCAGCAAGAAGACGGAUCUAGAAGGAUAUCUUCAGACGAUGUCAGCUCUCGUUGCUAGAAUCGAGGAAAUCCGCGAUGACCUUCCGACUGGAUGGCAAGAUUUCUCGAAUUGGCUGCGCGAAUGCACCGCCUACCCAAAGGGCACUACACCUCACGUCUCCACUGGCCGACCACCACUGACGGUCAUCUUUGGCAACUCCGAUACUGGAGCGAAGACCACAGACAAGCCUUUCUCGUUCAACGUAUCUACCAAGCCCACAGAGAAGACCUCGACUGGAAGUUCGUCUGCAUCUUCAUCGUCUCCUAGCCCCACAACCAGGGACGCCUCUCCUGUUCAACUCAGCUUGUUGUCACCUGAGUCCUCCCCGAAGUCUACUCCAGAAAAGACUGGUCCAGUGGAGGAGAGGACUGCGAGAAUCGAGGCCGAAGCCAAGAGGGCCGACGCUGAGGUCAAGCAGAAGCAGUCGCACGACGAGGUUCUUCAACGAAUUACGAGCCUCGAGAAGACCAACCUUUCUACGAAGGCAAUAGCCGACAAGCAGAAGGAACUCGAUGAGCGUGCGGCUUCCCUCUCCAAGCGCGAGGAAGCAGUGGAGGCACUUCAAGCUAAGCUUGAAGCAGACAUCUCAAGGCAAGCGGCCACAGAGAAAGCCUGCACCGCCAAAUCGGGGGAGGUUGACAAGGCUUUCGGCUAG